CUCAUACUUCUCACUCUGUGAACAACCAACUAAUCAAAAAUAAAUCAAACCCAUUUCAUCUGUCAUUAUCGUUGUGUCAAAAAUGUCGAUCACUUCCAAAAUUCUAGUAAAAUGACCAGGAGGAAGAAAAAGAGAUGUCCUCUCCUGUCGCCAGUGUCCAUCAACCUUCUGCGCCUGUCCAAGCUGCUUCGACCGCCACAGAUAAGCAAGAAAAGAAACUCAGCGUCUUAGAAUCGCAUGGAUACUAUCUGGGUAAAUCGAUAGGAACGGGUUCAUACGCCACUGUGCGCAUGGCGCAUUCAGAUCGGCAUGACGGGAAUGUAGCUAUAAAGAUUGUUAGCAAAUUCUCGGCACCAGCAGACUAUCUCAAGAAAUUCUUACCACGGGAAAUUGAAGUGGUCAAAGGAUUGAGACAUCCAAACUUAAUCAGGUUUCUACAAGCCAUCGAAACUACACAUAGGGUCUACAUUAUAAUGGAGUACGCAGAAAACGGAAGUUUGUUGGAUAUAAUCAGGCAAGACCAAUACAUCGAUGAAACAAGAGCUAGAAAAUGGUUUCGCCAGCUGGUGGAUGCCGUUGAAUAUUGCCAUGAUAGAGGAGUCGUUCACAGGGACAUAAAGUGCGAGAAUCUGCUGAUGGACGGCAAAUGGAACGUGAAACUGUCAGACUUUGGCUUCGCCAGAUCGCACUUACGCACGAAAAGCGGAGAGUUCCUGCUGAGCGAGACCUACUGCGGCAGCUACGCGUACGCUUCUCCCGAGAUACUCAGGGGAAUCCCCUACCAGCCCCACCAUGCUGACGUGUGGUCCAUGGGAGUGGUCCUGUUUGCGAUGGUCUUCGGGAGGCUGCCUUUCGACGAUAGUAACUACAGGGAGCUUAUAAAGCAGGUAUCUAAUAAGGUGGUUUUUCCGAAAGACCCGAAAGUUUCUCCUAUGUGCAAGUCGCUGAUAAGCAAAACACUAGCUCCGCUGAAGUCAAGAAUUCGAAUUAAUGGAAUGAGACAAGACCAGUGGUUCAUGUUUGAUCCAGACGCUGCAAGUACGAGCAAGGACAACAGAGAUUCAGUCUUGUCAAAAUCUGCUGACGAAAGCGUGAGAUUAUCAGUGCCCAGUAAGGAUAUUGUACCUGCUCAGCUGAUAACAAAACAGCAUCUUGAGUCAGAGGCCAAACCGAGGGAUAAACGUAGAAUAAGGACAAGUACAGAUGAAGAAACUGCUAUACAGACUGAGUAUCCAGAAAGUGGUCCUGAAUCGUCUAAAAAGAAAAAAGACAAGAAACAGUGAUUCCGUUCCUCUUGUCGACAUAUUUCGAAAUUGAAUAAAUGUUUAUUUUGACCAAACUUGCCAGCCCAGUUCAUUUUGUGUAAUGUU
Messenger RNA from Acanthoscelides obtectus, 1370 nucleotides. The record is from the annotation of a GenBank genome assembly. Lineage: Eukaryota; Metazoa; Arthropoda; Insecta; Coleoptera; Chrysomelidae.